AUUUCCCGCAUUUUUUUCCCCCACAAGGUUAAGGACACGUGAGCGUGUGGUGUGCUAAUAAUAGUAUGUCUGAUCCAUCGUUGUUGACGAAAGCUAAACUAAAAGAGGAAUUGAUACGCCACAACAUACCACUGCCAAAAUCCGACGCUAGAAAACAGUCAUACAUUGAUUUAUAUACAGAACACGUGCUAAAGGAAGACUCAGAAGACGAAGACACUACAGACGUGUAUGAAAACGAAGAUCAACAAAGUCAAAGUGGUGAAAGUGAUAGCGAAAUAGUUUUCAAAAAGCCAACCUACCAAAACAGCACUGAAGCAUAUAAAGGAAGUGGUGACUUUGACCACAGUAAGGAUCAAGAUACUCCCAUCAUGAUGUCAGUCAAAGACCUCACAGAUGCUGAAUUGACGAAAGAGCUACGAUCUAGGGGUGCUGCCCCCGGUCCUGUUACUGCAACUACACGGAAAGUUUACGAAAAGAAGCUCUUGAAGCUGCGACAAGCAGAAGGAAGCACAACAGAAAAAUUGAUAGAGACCUCACAGUAUGAGGAAGUUCCUGAUGAUGAAGAAAGAUCGCCCCCACCAAAACCUAGAACCCCAGUAAAGAGAGCAACCAGGGCGAGGAAAGUUGAACCAGAUUACAUGGGUGAACCAGAUUACAUGGGUGAACCAGAUUACAUGGGCGAGGAAACAACUAUCACUCACCGAACCCCAACCCAGUCAGCACCAAAACCAGAGCCUGCUGUUACCAGUACCAGAACCAGUAAAACAACAGUCGCACACAAGACAUCGACCACUGUCCAGCAUAGCGCUUUACCUAGAUGGGUCAAGUUUCUGGUUUUUGUAGGUGUUUUCUUUUUUGCCUAUCUCGUCUACAUCAACAUGGAACCAUCUGGAAGUAGAGUACCCAAAAUAGCGAAAGGUCCAGCUUCUUAAUGCUGAACCGAUUGGAAAUCUUUGUACAAAACAAACUGAAAAGACACCCCACUGGAAUUAUUUAUCAUGUGAACUUUUCUUAUGAUGUGUAAUAGUGCUUUCACAAUAACAUGAACCAAUGGAAAACUGAUAUGUACCUUUGUUGAUUAAUUCAUAUAAAACAAGUACAGGUGAAAGGAUCUGUUUUAUUGAUUAAGGAGAGAUCUCGAUCAUUUUCUACCAAGUGUUGAAUUGGUAUUUAUAGAACAAGUUUAAUGCUAUAUAUAUAUAUGUCAUAAUGACAAGCCUAGCUUGCAGAAAAGCACCAACUUUGAGGGUAAUUAAAUGUAAAUAAAAUUGUCAUGAUCCUUUUUUUCGACUUGAUAACAUCAUGACACAUAAAUACUUGUCUUACAAAAAGAGCAUUUGACAAAGUUGAUGCUCUCAGGAGUCCAAGCCUUUAUUUUUACAUUUGAUUAAAUAUUCCUCUCUCUUUGUUUAAGGAAAUCUGGUCAUUUACAGUGAUUUGAAUUAUUGUGUAUUUUAUGUAAUGAAACAGGCCCGAUGUGAUAAGUCUAGUAUAUAUCAUGAUCAAGAACUUUGCAAAUAAUAUAUUAAAUGUACAUAUUUUAGGACAGCACAUCAAAGAUGAACUCGACCAUCAACAUUCAUUACUAAGAAAAAUAACCAUUUAUGAUUAUUUGUAUUCAGUAUAAGAAACUUUAUAGAGUUAAAUAGUUUGUAGUACAGUUGGUAUAGUUGUAAAACAGGUUAAAAUCAUUGUUUUACGUGCACAAAGGAGAUUGUUGUCAGAUCUGUUUUAUAUAUUGUGUGUCGAUUUGUCAACAAUGAUAUUGUGUUAUUCUAUGUCUGUUUCAGAAAUGAAUAUAUGGGAAGAGACACUUAUUUGUGACUCCCUUCCCCAACCAACCAACAUUAUUCUUAUCUUGGGGCAAAGGUUUACCAUUAUUUUGACUCCACCACCCUGAAAUAAUUGAUUAAAAGUGCCCCCUCCCUCUGUAUCCCCAUAUAUUCAUAUCUAGAAUAGCCCUUAGCUUAGAUAAAUAGUAUAAAACUAAAUUAUUUCGGCUAUAAACUUUUUAAAAAGUUGUAUUACUCUGAUAUUUGAUUCAAACAUCACUUUUUCACUUUCACUGCUUUGGUUGUUGGAUGAUUUUGUUCACUUUUUAUGAAAUAUUCAGCUUACACUAGUUCUGUGUGUAAUUUAGUUUGCCUUUUUGUUUAUGAAUUUGUGAUAAGAGCAGAUCAUGAAUACACACGUCUUGUAAUUAUUUUUCAUAUUCACAUACAAUUAAUUAAACUUAGAAAUAUAAUGUUAUUCCUUUCACUAUUAAUCAACCUUGUGACAGUCAUUUGUAUCGAAAAUGCUUUUAUAUAAGUCCUGGUGAAUUAAAAUUAAUUUGCAGUACCUGAGCCUCCUUGUGAAUCAGCUGUCAACACUUGUAAACUUGAAAAAGGAAACAAACACAAAGUUUUGUAACAUUUUCCGGCUCACUUAUUUUCAUACACCAGUUCCAUAUAGUUGAGCUCUAGGUAUGAGCUUUAUGUGGUGUUUAUGUAUGUGUUUUAUGCCAAGUCUUAUCACAAUCAAAGAUGCUUUCUGAUACUGAAAAAGUGGGCGUUUUCGUUUUGACAACUGUUUUGUGGGAUAAUUAUAAUAUGUAAAAUUCAUAUAGGCUUAAUUUACUCAUCAUUAAAAAAAUGCAAACAUUUCCACACUUCCAAAAUUCUACUUUUACAGUAAUCAAAGACAUUACUGACUUCGUGUAGCAUGUUCCUGAAUCUUUCAAGUUUAUUAUUAAUACAUGUACAAUGACUGGCAUCCUCGAUAUCCAGGGGGUUAUGCUCACUUUCGCUCUCGACACCCCUGGGAUAUGUCAUAGCAAAAUUGAAGGCACACGGCUAGCUAUUUGAUUGGUGUCGGGUAAAAAAAACACUAUCCAAUCACUAGGUUGAUACUUGUCUUUUUUUGAAGAUUACAACAGAGCGAUGCCCGACUUCAAAGCCUGUCAAUUUUUACAGUUGGACGACCGUGAUAUUUUGAUGAACAUCAAAGCAUCAAACUAGUUUUCUUGUCUCUUCCACAAAGUACUGCACAUUGAGCCUUCGAUUUUACUAUGACAUAUUCCAGGGGUGCAGAGAGCGAAAGUGAGCGUAACCCAUGGAUAUCGAGGAUGAAUGACUGGUUGCCCCGACCUCUAUUUGGUCAAGACAAUAGAACCAAGGUAUUAUGUUCCAAUCGGUCUCCUGUAUGAAAAGUUGUUGAGUCCCUGAAGGAAUUCUUAAAUACAACUCCAGAAGACAAUAGAGAAGGUGAAUAUUUUGUUUAAAACUUCUUUUAUGUAUAUCAUGCAAAAUUGUAAUAAAGUCUGCUAUUUUGUA
Mizuhopecten yessoensis (Yesso scallop) is the source of this 3314-nucleotide messenger RNA. Its product is annotated as emerin homolog 1-like. The record is from RefSeq and is a predicted model, not a curated record. The transcript is spliced from 6 exons. Bases 66 to 932 code for a protein of 288 amino acids. Gene Ontology annotation, molecular function: DNA binding. Lineage: Eukaryota; Metazoa; Mollusca; Bivalvia; Pectinida; Pectinidae.